Molecule: messenger RNA, 4468 nt
Organism: Corvus hawaiiensis (hawaiian crow)
Lineage: Eukaryota; Metazoa; Chordata; Aves; Passeriformes; Corvidae
Product: sucrase-isomaltase, intestinal-like
Exons: 23
Coding region: 1363-4125 (920 amino acids)
Biological process (GO): carbohydrate metabolic process
Molecular function (GO): carbohydrate binding; alpha-1,4-glucosidase activity
Source: RefSeq, a predicted model, not a curated record
AGCUUGCUGAGUACUGUAGCCCGUAUGUUGUUCUGGUAUCCCAUGUCUGUGUUCUCCUUGGCCAUUAUUUGUGUUUUUGUAGUACUUAGGAACCCUAGGGAGAUUCCUUCACACUAAGUACAGUAGAGACAUAAAAUGAAGCAGGUGGCUCCUGUUCCUAUGAGAUGACACUUCUUACCUUAUUACAAGUGGGCUGUCAAAGAAAAGUUCUGAUGCCUCUUACUGAUCUUGGAGGAAAUACUUCCUUCUCUGCUCAGCUUGAAAGGAGAUGAAAAUACUGCUUGCAAUUUGAGGCUACCCCUAUAUUCUGAGUUUUUUUAGAAAUGGGUGAUGAAUGAUAUAUAUUGUUAAGAAACAAUGUAUAAAUUAGUUAAAAUAAGCAGCAGCACUACCACUUGGUGUUUGUCUGUCAUACUUUUUGGCUAUUCAAAGGCUGUACACACAAAGUAAUUUGGGUCUAUAUCAACUUUGAGCAAAUUCCCAGCGGAGAGUGGAUUUACAUGCAAGACUCAUGAGAGGCUUUUUGUGCCUGGUGGAGGGUCCCUGUUCCCCUUGGCCCAGUAGGCACCCAUUGUGCCAAGCUACACAAAUGAUGCCAAGAGCUUGGUGACCCCUGGUUUUGGGGCUGAACACUCAUGGCUGUGUGUGUAAGAUUCAUAUGAACACUAAUUGUUCUGCAACUGCAGGACAAAAGUCCUUGCAGAGCUGGGAAAAGCCUCCCUCUGGUCCAGCUGCUCGGCUCUGACAGACCCCAUGGUAGGGGCUGUGUGGCCAUGGUCUGAGCCGCAGAUAUUCCUCUCCAGUGAUGCUUGGCAGUGCAGAUAUUUUGUUUGGCAUAACUAUCUCCUGAUAGGCACCAGUAUAACUUCAUGUAUUCAUUAAAAGAUGUAUUUUUAAAUUUUAUUUUCUUCCAGAAAGAUAUUCCACCUAAACCAGGCCUUACCACAGAACAGAGCUUUCACAGCUUUGCUCUGAAAGUUCUUGCCAUCAAGUAAUUGGAUGAAAAAUGUCAUUUUGUAAAGGUCAUGGUAUCAGUGUCUUGUUUUAAUGGAGAAUUCUUUGACUGUUUGAUUUUCUCCAAACUUUGUCUGUGCUGUAAACUCACAUGUGUGACAAAAGAUAACAUGAAAUCAGAAAAAGGGUAAGCAGUGAAAUCCCAUUGUCUGAACAUGUUUGUGUAAAAAAAAAAAAAGGUGGUCUCUGAAAAAUUAAUUUUCUAAGAAGUCAUGGGAAAAUCAUGUUUUCCUCUUACAGUUGAAAUUCAGAAGUUGAACCCAGUGUGUGGAAAAAUAAAUAACUGUAUCUCAUCUGCUUAGACACAGGCAAGGUCAUGUGUUACAAUUAAUCUCAUCAAAGAUACGAAUGCUGAGAAAAUAUUUGCAAUGCUUAACAAGUGCUUAUUGUGCCCCUGCCUUGUAUAAAAGGCUUCAGGGUGACUGUAGAAGUCCUCCUUCAACCGUGGCAAAGAUGAGGAGCCUGUGGUUCUUGGCUGUUGUGCUUGCAGCCCUAGGCGGGUGCCUCGGCUCGGAGCAGGAUGCGCAGUGUCCCGGAGCCGUGGCGGUGCAGAAGCGCAUUGACUGCCACCCGCAGCCGGGGGCUUCCCAGGAGGCCUGCGAGGCGCGGGGCUGCACCUGGUGCUCCACCGAUGUGCCCAACGCUCCCUGGUGCUUCUUCCCUGAGGACAGCCCCUACGGCUACGCCCGGAGCGGGAGCACCGAGCAGACGGACAAAGGCUGGAGGGUCACACUGAACAAGCGCCAGUCCUUGACCCUCUUCGGAAAUGACAUUUCCCCCAUUGUAUUGGAAGUGGAGUUCCAGACAAAGGACAGACUCCGGUUCAGGCUCUACGACCCCAACAAGCAGCGGUUUGAAGUCCCACUCAAGAUCAAUGGCCCCGGGGUUACCGCUGAAGAAGCCAACUAUGAGGUGGAGUUCUCAGAGGAUUCCACACACUUCACAAUCAAGAGGAAGAGCACUGGCACCGUGCUGUGGGACAGUCCCCUGGUUGAUCUGUUUUUCUCCAACCAGUUCCUUCAGAUCACCACCACUGUUCCAUCCACUUCUGUGUAUGGGUUUGGUGAACAUGAGCACCCGACCUUCAAGCACAACAUGGACUUCGUUACCUAUGGCAUGUUCGCCAGGGAUCAGGCACCAACGUCAUUUGCCAACCUCUAUGGAGUUCACCCUUUCUAUAUGUGCGUGGAACCUGACUCCAAUGGCCACGGUGUUCUCCUUCUGAACUCCAAUGCACAAGAUGUUACUCUGUCUCCAAACCCAGCUUUAACUUUCCGCACUAUUGGAGGGAUCCUCGACUUCUAUCUCUUCAUGGGACCAACUCCUGAAAACGUAGUUCAGCAAUACACUGAGGCCAUUGGACGCCCACACAUGCCAGCCUACUGGUCUCUGGGAUUUCAGCUCUCCCGCUGGGGCUAUGGCAGCCUUGAUGUUCUGAAGGAAACUGUCAAUCGCAUGGAGCACCAUGACAUCCCAUAUGAUGUCCAGCAUUUUGACAUUGACUACAUGGAACGUCGCCUGGACUUCACCUAUGAUAAAGUGAAUUUUGCUGGUCUGCCAGAGUUCAUGAAAGAUCUGAAGAAGAAAGGAAAGCACAAUGUUGUGAUUCUGGACCCUUUCAUAACCAAGGAUGAGGAGCCAGGCACUUACAGACCUUACGAACUCGGCCAGGAAAUGGGAGUGUGGGUGAACAACUCUGAUGGUGUAACUCCUGCUGUCGGGCAGGCCUGGCCUCCUGGAGAUUCUGUGUUUCCUGACUACACCAAUCCUAGGACUGUGGAGUGGUGGACCCAGUUGUGUCUGGAGUUUAAGGAUGUCCUUGACUACGAUGGGAUCUGGAUUGAUAUGAAUGAACCAUCCAAUUUCAUGAGAGGCCAGUAUCCUGGAUGUGCUGAUAAUGAAAUCAAUAAUCCUCCUUACACUCCUAGCAUCUCUGAUCGUUCCCUGGCAGAAAAGACACUGUGUCCUGACUCCAAGACUUACCUUGGAGACCAUUACAACACACACUCUCUUUUUGGCUGGUCACAGACAGAACCAACUUUCAAUGUUGUCCAGCAGGCAACUGGAAAGCGGGCAUUUGUCUUGAGUCGGUCCACAUUCGUUGGCAGUGGGAAGCACAGUGGACACUGGCUGGGUGACAACUUCUCUCAGUGGAAGGACCUGCGCCGGUCAGUCGUUGGAAUCCUGGAAUUCAACCUCUUUGGCAUUCCCUAUAUUGGUGCUGAUAUCUGUGGGUUUAACUACAACACUACCUACGAACUCUGCCUGCGCUGGAUGCAGCUUGGCUCUUUCUAUCCAUUUUCCAGAAAUCACAAUGCAGAGGGAAACAGCGAACAAGACCCAGCAGUGUUUGGAGAUGCAUUUGCCAAGAUAUCUCGUGCUACUCUUCGGAUUAGAUACUCACUCCUGCCAUACUUGUACACCCUGUUCUACGAGUCUCACAUUCACGGAGGCACGGUGGUGCGGUCGCUGAUGCAUGAAUUUACCUCUGAUCAGGAGACUCAUGGAAUAGAUACUGCCUUCCUUUGGGGACCUGCCUUUAUGAUUGCUCCUGUUCUUGAAGAGGGAGCAAGAUCUGUGACUGUAUACUUCCCUGAAGCACAAUGGUUCGACUACUAUACCGGUCUUAGAGUGCCAAAUGCCUGGAAGAAGAACUAUGCUACUGUGUCUGCCCCACUGAGCAAGAUCCCUCUGUACAUCCGUGGAGGGUACAUUCUGCCACAACAGGCACCAGCCACAACCACUACUGAGAGCCGCCUGAACCCAUUUGGACUGAUUAUUGCCCUGGAUGAACAAGGACAAGCUUCUGGAUCUCUCUUCUGGGAUGAUGGUGAUUCCAUUGAUACUAUUGAAAAAGAGAACUACUUCUUGGCUAAAUAUACAUUCAGCAAAGGAAGCCUGAAGACAGAAAUAAUUAAAAAUGGCUACCGUGGAGCUGACACUCUGAAGUACAACAAAAUUACCAUUCUUGGCCUGAAACUGAGACCUCAAGCUGUGUCUCUGAAUGGAAGAUCCAUCCGUGGAGAUGCUUUGUCUUACGAGAUGAGUGGGAAACUGAUUUUGCGGAUUUCUGCUCCGCUUACUGAGGAACUCAACAUUAAGUUUUACUAGAAUGGUCAGAACACACUGGCUUAAUUUACCAUUCUUGACCCUCAAGAUAUUGAUCUCAAUAUGAUUUUAAUGAAAAAAAAAAUUAAUCAUUACAACAUUGCUUAUGAACCACAUGGCUGAUGACUGAUCUUUUCUUAUGUAGUAUUUGUAACUCAGUAUUCCUCAAAUAAAAGUUUCAACAGUAGUUAAUGAGUAUUAACAUAAACUGAUGUGUGUUUAAAAUAGCAUAGAAGAAAUCAUUCUGACAAUUCUGUCUCACCACAGAUGGAGAUAAUAUUUGGAAAUGUUCUCAGUGGGACCAUAUUCUGCACAGCAUACACUGCUUCGGGUUUUUUUCAAAGCU